Sinocyclocheilus grahami is the source of this 1141-nucleotide messenger RNA. RefSeq names its product zinc finger protein 525-like. The transcript has 3 exons. Lineage: Eukaryota; Metazoa; Chordata; Actinopteri; Cypriniformes; Cyprinidae. Gene Ontology annotation, molecular function: DNA-binding transcription factor activity, RNA polymerase II-specific; RNA polymerase II cis-regulatory region sequence-specific DNA binding. The coding region runs from base 1 to 1122 and encodes 373 amino acids. Gene Ontology annotation, cellular component: nucleus. The record is from RefSeq and is a predicted model, not a curated record. Gene Ontology annotation, biological process: regulation of transcription by RNA polymerase II.
AUGAUAUUUAAAUGGGUACAAAUCUUAAAAUAUCGUGCUAAUGAUGAUGAGGAAGAUGAUGAUGAUGAGAAUAAUGGGAAUGAUGAAGAUGAAGAUUUCAUUCCUCCAGAUGACGAAGGCUGUUCAUCUUCUGACGGAGAAACAUACUUAACAUCAAAAGAUCAGCUGAUGGUCAAGAGUUUCUCCUGCGCCACCUGUGGAAAAACACUGAGUUCAGAGGGUCAUUUAGCGAGACACGAGAAAACACACACAGAACAGAAAGACUUCACCUGUGGGAGAUGCAACAUCAGCUUUACUACCGCAGAAGAGAGGAGACUUCAUUCAAAAGAGCACAGCGGGAAGAAGGAGUUUCACUGUGAACAGUGUGGGAAGGGUUUUUUCAUUCAUUCUAGUCUAAAAGUUCACUUGAAGACUCACGGUGAAAAGUCUUUCCACUGCAGUGAAUGUGACAAGUAUUUCAGCACCAAAGGAAAUCUUGUUGUUCAUAAGCGAAUCCACACGGGAGAAAGACCAUACAAGUGUCCUCACUGUGAGAAGAGCUUCAAUCAUGGCUCUCAUCUGAAGAAACAUGUACGUGUUCACACCAAUGAGAGGCCGUAUCAGUGCAGUGAAUGUGGGAAAACCUACACAGACUCAAGCUCUCUAAAGUCACACCAAAGUAUACACUCAGGUGAGAAACCGUUUCAGUGCAAACACUGCGACAAACGAUUCCGUCACAAAUCCUUCCUGAUUUGUCACGAGAGGAUUCACACCGGUGAGAAACCGUAUCUGUGCUCCUACUGCGGGAAGAGCUUUUCUAGUCCAGUUUAUAUUGGACUUCAUAAGCGAGUUCACACUGGAGAAAAACCGUAUCACUGCAGCGUUUGUGGGAAGAGUUUCAGUAAAUUUGAUACUUUACAAAAGCACAAGAGGAUUCAUACUGGAGAAAGACCGUUCAAGUGUUCACAGUGUGACAAGACGUUUGCUCGAUCAGACAUCCUUAAGGUCCAUCAGCGAGUUCAUACAGGAGAGAAACCUUACUCCUGUUCCAUCUGCGGCGAGAGAUUCGCUUAUUUAGGUAGUUUUCAGACCCACCAGAACAAACACGCUAAAGAACAAACUGCUCCAGAAUCAUCAGAGUGACUUUCAUCAGUCAAUCUGG